Clonostachys rhizophaga is the source of this 3669-nucleotide messenger RNA. Lineage: Eukaryota; Fungi; Ascomycota; Sordariomycetes; Hypocreales; Bionectriaceae. The record is from the annotation of a GenBank genome assembly.
AUGCCCAGAAGAACUGCUCUGGCUGCUCGCCAUAUCACCCCCUCAAACCGUAUGCGAGCGUAUGCUGCGUGUACCGAAUGCAGGCGUCGUAAGCGCAAAUGCGACGGGGAAAGGCCAUGUUCCUCCUGCAAGAAUUAUGGUUACAAUUGCUCCCUCGCGUCUACGAGCGAGGCCACGACAAGCGGCGGUGGCCCCGUGCCCUCUCGACCGACACCUCUCGAUAACACCGCAGACCCAUCACAAGCCAUUUCCUCUGAAGAAGUCGUUGUCAGCAAGGAACGGGGACGUCUGGUCAAUGCUCACAGUGCUGCAGUAUAUCCGUUUCUUGUUGGUCGGGGGCUGGAUGCUGCAGAACCUCCAAGACUGCAUUCCUACGCCUGGAAUCUCGGUCUCCAACCAGAACGGCGAGGGACCGUCGACACCCAGCUCUCCCAAUAUAUCACAUUGGAAGAAUGCCGGCAGCUUUCUGCAGUGUAUUUUGAGACUGUUCACUCCUUCUUCUCGUUUCUGCGCCAAGAUAAUUUCUUGAUGCGAAUAGAACACGCCUGGCACAACCUGGAGGAAAGCAGUAUAAAUUUCGCUGCCGUCGUCGCAGGAGUUGCGGCACUGGGUUCUUUCUUCUCCAGCCGACGCCAUCCACAGGAGGAGAACCUCAAGAAACACUGCGUCUCCACCCUCGAACUGGCUUAUUCGACACCUGCCAGCGCCAUUGACUUGGACUCUGUCUCUGGGCAGAUCCUCAGGACCCUGUAUGCUCGACUGACGACCCGGCCGGCAGUGGCCUGCUUAGCAAGCCAUAAUGCAAUGCACUUGGUGGAAAUCAUGGGCUUACAUGCCUUGUUCUCUGCACCAAGCACGUAUAACCUCUCGGAGAAGAUAGGUCUCGGCAUGGAAGAGAUUAGAGAACGACGGAUGCUCUACUGGACAGCUUCAUUCUUGGACCACUUACUGAGCAUCGAGUAUGGGAUGACGCCGGUGGCUUUGUCUGUGAUAUCAAAUGUCUACACGGCUUCCCAUGAAGAGUCACCCAAUGAGCACAUUCUAUCAUCUCUCACGAAGGCCCUAGUUUCUAUGCACCAAGCCUCGAAAGAUCCAACAGGAAUGAAAAUAAUCGACGAGGCCUUUCACCAACUUGGUCAAGUACUGGAUGUUUCGCCAAUAGCAUCAUUAUUCAAGGCUGAAGUGUGCCUAUGCCUGCUCCGGCAGUCCCCCAUCAACCUUCUAGCGCGCAACGGCAACCCUGCGAGUGUUUCGAUCUUGAAAAAGGCCUUGCAGGCUAUCCCUGAGCUCCUGUUCGCCAGGCAACCUUGGUGGUGCUUGUCAACUGUCCCGUUCCAGACCGUUUGCGUAUGCUUGGCGGCAGACACGCCUCUAUACCUAUCUCUUUUGCCCGAGAGCAUGAGCACUCUCAGGGCCGUUGUCGACACCUUUGACUCGCACAUGACACGGGAGGCUUUGAAGACAGCACAGCAGUUGAUUGAGGCAUCGAGGGAGAACACCAUGUCUAAGCUGUCGUUCAAAUCCUCGGCGUUGGGUGAAGACCCGGCGACCGUGAACACGGAAGCGACAUGGCUACCUGAUGAGCAGACCCCGGAUCUUCUGGGAAGCUGGCCACUCGACUUGGACUUUAUUCCAUAUUUUGAAGAGCUAGACACCUCCAUCGUCUUUCUUUUCUUAUGCCUCGACCUGCUUGGAGGCGGCGGUCUCGGUGGGCUGGUUCUGUCCGAGGUACUCGGACUUCUUGAGCAUGUUCCACUUGUCCUCGUCGGCGUCGAGGUGGCGGAAGGAGAACCAGAAAGCAACACCACCAACGAAGGCGAUGCAGGCGACGGUGGUGUAGUUCCAGACGAGGAGGGGGUCGCCGGAGAGAGGCACGAAGGCCUGGCCGAUGGCGGCGGAGACGGCGCUCAUGAAGAGGUUGACGCUCAUGACGAGGGACUUCAUGUUCUCGGGGGCCUUGGAGAAGGCGUACUCGUAGGAGGUGACGUUGGUGAGGAUCUCGGCGAUACCGACGAGGAUGUAGGGCAGGGACUGGGCCCAGACGUUGAUGGGGGCGGGGGGGCAGGUCUCGCCCGUCUUGGGGGACUUGCCGUCGGUGACGUACCAGCCGCAGUCGGGGUUCAUCUCGUAGAUGUAGUACUGCAUGACGGCGGCGGCGACCAUGGAGAGGGCGGCGACGAUGAAACCGGCGGUCAUACGCUUGAUGGGGGUGGCGGAGAGGCCGAUCUUGCGGAGGCCGGGGUAGACGACGUGGUCGAAGAUGGGGACCAUGAUGACGAUAGAGAUAGGGUUGAGGUUCUGGAUGAUAUCGUUGGGGACGCCGUGGAGCUCCAUGGUGCCGGCCUGAAUGGUCAGGUUACCGGUCAUCUGGUUGUAGGCGAGGAAGAAGACGGGCAGGAAGAGGAAGACCUUGCAGGCCAUGAGACCACGGCGGACUUCGUCGACCCAGGCGUCAUCGUAGGUCAUCCAGGCAGGGCGCUCAGCAGUGGGGAUGCCAGAGGGCUUGGCGACAUCCCAGUCGAACUUGAAGGCCUUGGAGCGGCUGCGGACGUACCAGAACAUGCGCAGGAACUUGGAGAGCAGGGAGCCGGUGGGGGGAGUGAGCUUGUAAUUCUUCUUCUGGGACCAGAGAACGAAGGGGGAGGUGAGGAACAGGAUGGUGGGGAUGAGGAAGGCCAGCCAGAAGCUGUGGAGCUUCUCGACCCAGACCAUGGCGAUCUGUCCACUGCAAGAACCCAGGUUGAUACAGAAGUAGAAGUACAGGAAGACACGGGUGUUGGUCACAGCGGGGUCAACAAUGACACGCUCGCCGUUGCGCUCCUCAACACGCAUGCGGCUGUCCUCAUUCUGCUCAGCAAGCAGGGGAGAGACGUUGGCCUUGAAGAAACCGGUACCGACACAGAGGCAGAGAAGACCAAUGAUGAAGGCAGCGAAGGCUCCGUCGGGCUUGACGAUGACGUCGGGGAUGGAAGAGAUGACGAGGAUAACGUGGGCAAUGGUAGAGAUACCAAUGGCCAGAGGCAUGAGGUAGGCGAAGAACUGGUUGAAGAGGGUCAAAGCCUGGGCGGCUCUGGCACCCAUGCCCAGAGCACCGGGCUUGCCAUCGGUGAUGAUGGGAGAGCCGGUGGUGGAUCCAUCGGGGAGAGGGUUCUUGAUGAAGUUGGUGUAGAGCACCGAGGAUCCGUAGUAGGAGAAACGCUCGCACAGUUCUACGAAGGCGAUCGUCCACAUGGACCACUUGAUGGGGCCGGAGACACGGCGCAGAGUGCGCAGCUCCUCCUCGGUAGGCUUGUCGGGCCACCACUCAUCAUCGUCGGAGCUCGAGUUGGCGUCAUGAGCCUCGAGGGUCUCCUUGAGGGUCUCCUUCUCACGGGAGACAUCAAGGGACUUAUUGCCGGGGUUGCUGUGCUCAGGGUCGGCCAGACCGGCACGGGCGAUGACGUCCGUGUCGAGGUUGACGGCGUUGGUCAUCUUGGCGACGUUGUCCAGCGAUUCUCUACAAAUGUCACUUUGUCGAGAACAGUGUUACUCUGUUGUCGUUCCCUUUUGUGGUCACCUAGGAUAGGUGAUAGGGCAGGUAUUAAUAAGGGAGCCCAGGGAUGGGGAGAAAGGGAUGAAGAAGAAAGAGAAUGCCUCAAUGAACGCGUCGAGAGAGGACUCAAUAUAUAG